AUGUAUGGGAAGUGUGGGAGCCCGGUGGAAGCUCGGAAGGUCUUCGACUCCAUGACGGCUAGGAACAUGAUCUCCUGGACUUCGAUGAUCGUGGCCUACGCUCAGCAUGGGAAUCCACAGGAGGCUCUCAACCUUUUCAAGAGGAUGGACGUGGAGCCGAGUGGUGUGAGCUUCUCCAGUGCUCUCAAUGCCUGUGCACUGCUGGGAGCUUUGGACGAAGGCCGAGAGAUUCAUCACCGAGUUGUGGAAGCCAAUCUCGCGUCCCCGCAGAUGGAGACUUCCUUGCUCAGCAUGUACGCGAGAUGUGGAAGCCUGGACGACGCGAGACGCGUGUUUAACAGGAUGAAGACGAGAGACGCCUUCUCUUGCAAUGCGAUGAUCGCCGCCUUCACACAGCACGGUCGUAAGAAACAGGCACUCAGGAUUUACAGGAAGAUGGAGCAGGAAGGUAUUCCAGCCGACGGAAUCACGUUCGUGAGCGUCCUGGUUGCUUGCAGCCAUACUUCACUCUUGGCUGAUUGUCGAGAUUUCUUCCAGUCUUUGGUGAUGGACCACGGAGUGGUACCAUUGGUGGAGCACUACCUUUGCAUGGUGGACGUUCUGGGCCGCUCGGGAAGACUGGGAGACGCCGAAGAGCUGGUGGAAACUAUGCCUUAUCAAGCAGACGCAGUGGCCUGGAUGACUUUACUGUCGGGUUGCAAGCGCCACGGUGACUUGGAUCGUGGCGAGAGAGCCGCCAGGAAAGUUUUCGAGCUAGCACCGGCAGAGACUCUCCCUUACGUCUUCCUCUCCAACAUGUACGCCGCUGCCAAGCGAUUUGACGACGCUCCAAGAGUCCGGAAGGAGAUGGAGGAGCGCGGAGUGACGAGGCCAGUGGCAGUAAGCUACAUCGAGAUUGACAACGAGCUACACAUGUUUAUGGGUGGUGGUAGAAACGAGCAGCAGGAGGGUCACGACGGCCGGAAGAUGGAGAGGGUCCGGUCCCUGCUGCUGGAACUUUUAGAGCCCAUGAAGCAAGCUGGAUACGUCCCCGACACGAGUGAAGUUUACUUGGAGCAGCAGGGUGGCACACGCGAGGAGAAACAACGUAGCCUGUGCUUCCACAGCGAAAGACUUGCCAUCGCCUACGGACAAAUCGCUGCCAAAGAUCCAGACGAUUCUCGUCCGCUGAGAGUCGUCAACAGCCACCGGGUGUGCUCCGACUGCCACUCUGCGAUCAAGCUCCUCUCAGAUAUCACUGAGAAGAGGAUUUUUGUGAGAGAUGGGAACCGGUUCCACCACUUUGAGAAGGGAGCCUGCUCGUGUGGGGAUCACUGGUGA
Messenger RNA from Selaginella moellendorffii, 1320 nucleotides. RefSeq names its product pentatricopeptide repeat-containing protein At4g02750. Gene Ontology annotation, molecular function: RNA binding; protein binding; zinc ion binding. Bases 1 to 1320 code for a protein of 439 amino acids. Lineage: Eukaryota; Viridiplantae; Streptophyta; Lycopodiopsida; Selaginellales; Selaginellaceae. The transcript has a single exon. The record is from RefSeq and is a predicted model, not a curated record. Gene Ontology annotation, biological process: RNA modification.